AACUUUCCUGUCUUGAUGUUGUGUUUAAAACGCUGUCGGGUUCGAACGCGUGCGUCUCGCUGUUGAACGUAGCCGGCUUGUCUUGAGAAAGAGCGUUGCGGUGGUUCUUUAAGGAGCGGCUCUCUAGUUCGCAGGCCGCGAGCAAGCACAGCACAGCACGCGCGAGGCCUUUCCCCGCGCGCAGUGACCUAACCGUUAACUGAAAAGAGUGCCCCUUGUUUAGAUCCCCAUCAUGGCAGAUCCAGAUCUUGAUUUCACCAGCGGAGAUGCCGGGGCUUCAACCACCUACCCCAUGCAGUGCAGUGCCCUGCGCAAGAACGGAUUCGUGGUUCUGAAGGGUCGCCCCUGCAAAAUUGUGGAAAUGUCCACUUCUAAGACUGGCAAGCAUGGUCAUGCAAAGGUUCACAUGGUUGGAAUUGACAUUUUCACAAAUAAGAAGUAUGAAGAUAUCUGCCCCUCCACCCACAACAUGGACGUGCCUAACACCAAAAGAAAUGACUACCAGGUGGUUGACAUCAGCGAGGGAUUCCUUUCUCUUAUGAUGGACAACGGAGACGUGCGUGAAGACCUGCGUGUGCCAGAAGGUGACCUGGGCAAAGAAAUUGAAAGCAAAUUUGCAGCUGGUGAAGAGAUGCUGGUUACUGUGCUUUCAGCUAUGGGUGAAGAAUCUGCAGUGGCUGUCAAACCCAUGACCAAAUAGGAAGAAAGACUGGGCUGCUCAGGCUGCAACAUGCUACACUUUAACAAAUCUCUUGCAUUUGUUUUUUUGGUUUUAUUUGUCACCAAAGCUAUGGCCUUCACAAGCAACCUCAAAUUUUUUUUGUUGUGAUUGUAUUCCUUUUUUCUCCUUCCAAUACUGUGCUGGACUUGUUGGGUCAGUUGGCAUUCUCUCGGGUAAGAGGUUUAAUACUGUCAGUGUGUUUACCCCCUCAAUCUCCCCCCUUUUUCCCCCUCAAGUUUUUACCACUUACAUUCCUGAAAGUUAAAUAAUGGGAUCCAUUUUUCCUUUUGUAUUCUUGAAUUUCUUAAUAGUAAUUAGUGUGCAGGAUUUACGCAAGGUGUUGUGAAGAGAGGAAGCCCCAACUGACACUGAAUUUUUUUUUUUUUUUUUUUUUCCCCUUCUCCCUCUCUGGGUGCCAUACUUUUACUUUUGUCCUUACAUGAUCUACGCCAUGCUGGCACUAUAGUUAAUUUCUCUCAAUUUAAUGCCCC
This is a messenger RNA of Onychostoma macrolepis, 1212 nucleotides long. It is a transcript of the gene eif5a, whose product is annotated as eukaryotic translation initiation factor 5A. Bases 233 to 700 code for a protein of 155 amino acids. Gene Ontology annotation, biological process: positive regulation of translational termination; positive regulation of translational elongation. The transcript is spliced from 5 exons. Gene Ontology annotation, molecular function: ribosome binding; translation elongation factor activity; RNA binding. Lineage: Eukaryota; Metazoa; Chordata; Actinopteri; Cypriniformes; Cyprinidae. The record is from RefSeq and is a predicted model, not a curated record.